AGCCGGGCGGUGAGAUAUUCCUGUCAAGGAAAUUCUCAGUUCUGGGAGCGGAACUGCUCUCGGGGUACCCCUGAGACCCCUCUGCUGGGACCGCCCUCCCGAGGCCGGCCGGUCCGGCGGGUUAGGGGUGCAGACCCGCUGCCCGCAUCGGUUUCCACUUCCACGGGAGGGUGCGUCCGAGCUGCCUCCUUGUGAGGCGGGGCCGCUCCUGUGCCCUACUGCUGUGGGGGAGAAAGAGGGAAGGAAUGGGGUGUGCCGGCAGCUGCCGGGGGUGGGCGAGCUGGCCUUCUGGCCUGUGCCAGAGGGAGUCCCCUUGUAGUUGCCCUUUUCUUCAGGCGUGAGGUUGGGGGGCAAGAGACUGCAGCUUCUUGGGUUGUGGCGGAGCAGUAACUUCCAUCAGUCAUUUCAACCCGCCCAUGUUGACGACUGUCUUAGAGAGCUCUCUGUUUACAUUUGAAGAUGUCUAAAAAGAAACUGAAGAAAUUAACUGCAAAGGAAGACAGUUUGGAUGGCCGGGAUGACAAAAACAUUGAAGACGUAAGAUCUUACAACUGUACUAUGAAAGGAGAGACAGAAUUUCAGAGAUUCAAAACAGAGAAAGAUGGGCAAGAGGAGAAGCAAGAACGAAGUUCUCAUAGUUCUCAUGGCAAUGACGGAAAAUCCAGAGGAAAAUCUUCAAAUAGAAACAAAAUCACAGACAAUUCUUUAAUCCAAACUAAAAAGCAAAAGAAAGUAGUUAUUGAAUUUAAAGACAGAGAAAUUAAACAUGGAAAAAGUACGCGCACUCCUGAUGUUGUGACUACUAGCAAGGAAAGUUACAACAAAAGUCAUCUUGAUGGGACAGAAGGAAAAAGACUCUAUAGCUUUGCGGUUCAGAGGAGCAAGGCGCUGAAGAAAAAGACGGAGAAGGCUGAACUUUGUAAACUAAAGUUAAAAAGGGAACAAACUAUGUUGGAAAAAAUUAGGUCAUCUGUCAAUGAUUCACAUGUACCACAUAAAAAGGCACAUGGAAAAAAAAUGAGUGAAGAUGUCAGAAAUUCAAAAAAGCGCUCUGACACCUCUACACGGACUGUGCAUGGUAAUAGGUCUUUCACUAAGAGGCCAAAUAUAUUAUCUAGUACUUGGGAAGAAGAGUAUGAAGAUGAAUGUGAAGAGUUUUCUAAGAAAAAACAGCAUGUGAGUAAACAUACACCCUCACGCUAUUCGACUGAAAUACAACGAUGGGACUCUUGUAAACAGAAGAAACAGAAUGCCGAUUCUUAUAAAGCUGCUGGUAAUACAGAGAAAGAAAAAAGGGACUUCAAAGCCACAUCAUUAUGUUUUAAGCAGACGACUGAUAGAUGUUCUACUUCCAUUCCUACUUGUUUCUCGAAUUUUGAAGUCCCAUGCACCUCUGACACCUACCAAGAAGGUGAGGACACAAAGUCUGUCCAAAAGAGUUCUGAAGUCUUUCCACCUCUUCAAGACAGUCAGAUCUCUGAAACAGACCAUGAGAUGCAGAUAAUUGAAGAUUUGCAUGUUGCCCGUGUUCAGAAGAGGAUGAUGCUGUCUGUAGUAGAGACUUGUGGAGAACUUACAAGUAUGGAAAUAGAUCUUCCAGAGCAGGAUUUAAAUACUUCUGCUGAGACUUUUCCUUCUGGUCUGAACAUACUAGUGGUGAUUGACACAAAUAUAAUGAUUAGUCACCUUGAGUUUGUCAGAUCCCUGAAAUGUGAGAAUAUACCAGGUGUUGGCAAACUUGCAUUAAUAAUUCCCUGGGUUGUUCUACAAGAGCUGGACAACUUGAAGAAGGGGAAAAUGCUGCAGCAUGUUCGGGACAAAGCUAUCCCUGCAGUCCAGUUCAUCUACAUGUGUCUCAAAAACCAAGAUUCAAAAUUGUGGGGACAAUCCAUGCAGCUUGCUUCUCAAAAAAUAUAUGGCCUGAGUGACGAGAACAAUGACGAUCGUGUUUUACAAUGUUGUCUGCAGUAUCAGAACCUCUUUCCUCAAGCUGUUGUCAUACUCUGCACGGAUGAUAAAAAUUUAUGUAAUAAAGCCAUUGUGAGUGAGGUCAAGGCAUUCUGCAAAGCUGAUUUAGUUACUGUUCUACAGAAUCUGAAUGUAAACAUGCAGCAGAACUGUUUUGAGUUGCAGCAGACAAAAUGUGAUGCAGAACUCAAGAAAACAGGAAGAGGUCUUACGGCACAAUGUCCAGAUAUACUUCCAGACCUUGAAAAGAACUUAGGAGAAGCUUUAUCUUGUAUUCUGGAGACUGAAAUGAAAAUCGCAUUUGGAAACCUAUGGAUGGAGAUACUGUAUCUGAAGCCACCAUGGACAUUAGCAAACUUGCUGAAGUGUUACAGAAAACACUGGGUGGCUGUUUUUGGUUAUAUUGUGCCAAGGAGUUUGCUUUCAACUAUUGAAUGUCUCUAUGGACACCUUUGUACAGGUAAACCAGUUGACCCUUCAACAGUGUGUAUCUUGCUCGAGGAAUCCAAAAAAUUAUUCCAUGCUUUCAGUUCAAGGUCAGACUAUAAUGGUGUACUUCCUCAAGCUUAUGCUGAAGUGAAUAAGCUAUACCAAACACUUACAGAGCUGAUUUCUGAGUUGAUGUGGAAGAAAUUUCAGUGUCUUGGUUUGUGGUUACUGUUAGUUCCAUAUGUAAUGGCAUGAAAAUGGGAUAAUGAGCAUGGAUGACUUGAAAUAUUCCUGUAUAGGGGGAAGAACAUGGGUCAGAAUAUCUUAAGAAGUUUUUUUCAGUUUUGGAGAAAGCUGCAAGGGAAAGGAAGAAGGUGAUCAGAGAGAUGAAGAAAGAUCUGGGAGUCUUGCUUGCCUACUGUGCUGUAACUUCAGUGCACAUUGCAGUCAGUCACUUAAUCCACAGUUCUGUGAACUGUGCUGCUAUACGAAGCAGGCUUUCUGUCUGAAAACUGGUUUUGUCCUGUCCUUGUCCUGGCAAUUGUUUGACUUCACAGAGAACUGCUCUUAUACAGACUAGGUUUUGACAGAUGUGUUUAAGAAAAAUUUUCUGAACCAGUUUACCAAAUGAUAACAUAUUGUAAAUACUUUGUGCUGUUGCAGAGGAAAAUGUUGCGUGAUACUGAGUAGAGUAAGAAGCAGUUCUUGUUUAUGCCUGCUUGUCAUGCCUGGGAAACUUUGGCAUAAGGCUUCCCUUUGCUUCAGUUACCUAUCUGUAUAAAUACCAAUAUAUACAUAUAGAAGAAGGAUUUAGUGAAAGACCGAAAGAUGCUUUAGAUGCAGAGACCAUAUUCUUGUCAUAACUAAAAGAUAGUUAUGCUGAGAAGAGUUUAGUCCUGCUUUUUUGAGCAUUGCUUUAAAAAAGAUAUAGAAGUGUUCAAGUUCUCUUAAACUGGGAGCCAAAUGCAUUCAUUAUUUAUUUGCUAAAC
Molecule: messenger RNA, 3386 nt
Organism: Pezoporus occidentalis (night parrot)
Lineage: Eukaryota; Metazoa; Chordata; Aves; Psittaciformes; Psittacidae
Gene: SWT1
Product: SWT1 RNA endoribonuclease homolog
Exons: 15
Coding region: 460-2652 (730 amino acids)
Cellular component (GO): nucleus
Source: RefSeq, a predicted model, not a curated record